Molecule: messenger RNA, 1608 nt
Organism: Panicum virgatum (switchgrass)
Lineage: Eukaryota; Viridiplantae; Streptophyta; Magnoliopsida; Poales; Poaceae
Product: putative 12-oxophytodienoate reductase 11
Exons: 4
Coding region: 533-1423 (296 amino acids)
Molecular function (GO): FMN binding; oxidoreductase activity
Source: RefSeq, a predicted model, not a curated record
GGGAAUGCGCCAGGUUCAAUGAAUCAGCUUCCACCAAUCAAUUGCUCUCUCUAAGUGUUAUUAAGAGGCUAAGAGCGGCACCAUCUUCCCACUGAUUAUCAAUCACCAUUCAUCAGCACCAAAUUGGCAGCAUAAUAAAGAGAGGUGCCAAGGCAAAGUGGAACUGUGGGAAGAAGAGAAAAAGGACGACACAGGACAGGAGGGAGGGACCUGUGGAAAAGGAAUUUCAAAAGUUAAUGUCUUAUACAAGCUCAUUGGAUAAAAGACUCUGAAGACACCCUUCUUAGUUUGGUUCAAUAGCUUGGCUUAGUCCCUUUAGUCUGUAUAGCUCGUAGAUAGCUCUUAAGUUUCUGUCUAGUUGUUGCUCCCUUUUGCUUCUUUUUUCACUUGUACAGGCUUACUGUUUUCCUAACUUUUGGUGUUCUUUUUUUAUAUAAAUAAAAUUUUACAGUGGGAGCCUCCCUCGCUGUUUUCAGUUCAAAAAAAAAGCAACAGCGGCGCCAACGCUAUCCCCCUCCUCACCCCCUACCAGAUGGGGAAAUUUGAUCUUUCCCACAGAGUGGUUCUCGCACCACUGACAAGGCAGCGGUCCUAUGGCAAUGUUCCUCAGCCUCAUGCCAUACUGUAUUAUCAACAGAGGACGACUAAAGGAGGCCUUUUGAUUGCUGAGGCCACUGGAGUGUCAGACACUGCUGAAGGGUACAAAGAUACUCCUGGCAUUUGGACAAACGAGCAAGUGGAAGCAUGGAAGCCAAUCGUACAUGGGGUUCAUGAGAAAGGAGGGAUAUUUUUCUGUCAGAUUUGGCACGUAGGAAGAGUUUCUAAUUCCCGAUUUGAUGGUGUUGAAAUCCAUGGAGCUUACGGUUACUUGAUUGAUCAGUUUUUAAAGGACCAGGUCAAUGAUCGCACCGACAAAUAUGGUGGCAGCUUAGAGAACCGCUGCCGGUUUGCAUUAGAAGUAGUUCAAGCUGUAGUUGAUGAAAUUGGAGCUGACAAGGUUGGGAUAAGGCUGUCACCUUUUGCUAGUUAUUCAGAAGCACCAGACUCAAACCCAGAAGCUCUAGGCUUAUAUAUGGCAAAUGCACUGAAUAAAUUUGGAAUCCUCUAUUGCCACGUGGUGGAGCCACGGAUGGUAAAACUUGGUGAAAAAUUUGAAACACCCUACAGUCUUCGUCCAAUGAGGGAUGCUUUCAAGGGAACAUUUAUUGUUGCUGGAGGCUACAAUAGGGAGGAUGGAAAUAAUGCAAUCUCCACUAACUAUGCAGAUUUGGUUGCAUAUGGACGCAUAUUUUUGUCUAAUCCUGACUUGCCUCGAAGGUUCGAAAUAGAUGCGCCUCUUAACAAGUACAACAGAGACACAUUUUACGUCCCUGAUCCUGUUAUUGGAUAUACUGACUACCCAUUUCUUCCAACAGAUGUGUAAAUGGGCCCUUUUCAGCGAAGUUAUUUUUAGAUUGAGUAGCAAGUUGUUGUACUGGAAAUAUUACAGGAAUGAGUCGUUCGGAAUGCCUAAUUUUCAUAUGUAUGGACAAAGAAAUACGAUCACUGCAAUCAAUCUUUAUAUUUGCAAUAAAAUAGUGAGAAGCCUUCAAAUAGGUUUGCAUGCAA